UCGGACGACAUUUUCAUUUUACGGAGCCAUCGGCGCCUCGGCGGACCUUGGUCUCCCGUCGCCACAGCUAAAAACUCAGACCGCCUGCUCUUGCACGGCCACUUUCCCCCUCCAGUUCUCUCGCUCGGUCGCGCUCUCUCUCUGCAACGCAAUGACGACCGCCAUGGGUCCUCCACCUCCGAGGGCCUCUAACCUCGAGUCCGACCCGUCCGCCGAACCGGAAGCUCCCAAAACUCUCCAAGAAGAAGGAGGGGAAGCAGCAGCAGCAGCAUCAACGAGCUCCUCCGCCACGGUCACUCCAAUGGCUCCGCCUCCACCGCGAAACCCUAUCUCCCCCGCCGAAAACGACGUCGACGCCUCGAAUCCCGACGACGGCUCCGUGUCCGAGAGCGACGCGACGCCGAACGCAGCGAAACGUGGGGGCGUCGCGGUGCCUUACACGAUUCCUCCGUGGAGCGAGCCACCUCGUCACCAGUUUUUCCUAGAAGUGCUCAAGGACGGUGCGAUUAUCGAUCAGCUCAACGUACACGAGAAGGGGGCUUACAUGUUUGGACGGGUAGAUCUGUGCGAUUUUGUACUUGAGCAUCCCACUGUCUCCCGAUUUCAUGCUGUUCUGCAAUUCAACGGGGAAGGAGAUUCUUAUAUAUUUGACAUUGGGAGUACUCAUGGUACUUUCGUGAACAAGAACCAGGUCAAGAAAAACGUAUAUGUGGACUUGCAUGUUGGUGACGUUAUUCGGUUUGGCCAAUCUUCACGGCUGUACAUAUUCCAAGGUCCAAGCGACUUGAUGCCACCAGAGGCUGAGGUGAAAGUUAUUAGAGAUGCGAAAAUGCGAGAAGAGAUGCAAGACAGGGAAGCAUCUCUUCGACGGGCAAGGGAGGAUGCCUGUCUUGCAGAUGGUAUCUCCUGGGGCAUGGGAGAGGAUGCUGUUGAAGAAGAGGAGGAUGAUACAGAGGAAGUGACUUGGCAAACUUACAAAGGGGAGCUCACAGAGAAGCAGGAAAAAACCCGUGAAAAAGUGUUGAAACGAACUCAAAAGAUUGCUCACAUGAAGAAAGAAAUAGAUGCUAUCCGUGCUAAAGACAUUGCUCAAGGCGGACUAACACAAGGACAACAAACUCAAAUUGCUCGUAACGAGCAGAGAAUUACUCAGAUAUUGGAAGAACUUGAAAGCUUAGAAGAGACUCUGAAUGAUAGCAUACGAGAGAGUUUAGGCGCUCGUACAGGAAAGUUAUCUCUCGGCAGAAACAAACGAACAACUGAAGAUGAAGAGGAAUAUUUGAGCGAUGACGAUGAAUUCUAUGACCGAUCAAAGAAAAAGGCAAAUGUCCCUAAGAUUGGCCAAAGCCCAGCGGUAGAAACUGCAGAUACUCUUCUUGACAAGAGGGAUGCAAUCAGGAAACAAAUAGAAGAGAAGAAAGAGCUGCUUCUGAAUGAGAAGAAGAAAAUAGAAUCAGAUAGUGCAGCAGAAACUGAUGCUGGAGAUGCACUUGAUGCUUACAUGUCUGGGCUUUCAUCUCAGCUGAUCCUUGACAAAACUACACAUCUCGAAAACGAAAUAUCCUCACUUCAGUCAGAGUUGGAUCGGAUAGUCUAUCUCUUGAAGUUUGCUGACCCAUCAGGAGAAGCUAGUAAAAGAAGAGAUUUGAAAGUGGAAGAACCAAAAUCUAUUGCAUCUGAUAAUCUAUUUGCCCCUAUUGAGAAGCAUAUUUCCUCAGAAACAAAAGAAAGAAAUAAGCAGGGGAAGUCAGCUAAUGGCUCCAGGUCUGAAGGAACUAUUCAAAAUACCAAAUCAAGCAAAAAGCCAGAUGAUGUCCAGACCCUUGAGGAUAAGGCGGAGGAAAAAGCCGUUCCAUAUACUGUUGUAAAGCCUCAGUGGCUUGGUGCCAUAGAUGAUAUGCAAGAAAGAGAAACACACAAAGAACCAGAAAUUUCUGAUGUCCCUGAUUCUGAUCAAUUUGUUGGUUACAAAGACAGGAGCAAAAUUUUGGCUGGCAUUGAUUCACACGCAAGGUCCACUUCAGGGAUUGAAGGUGCAUGUGGUCUUAUUAUUAGGAAGCGGAAACCUGAAGGCAGUGAAGAAAAACCCAAUGAUCAUUCUAGCUCUUCAGCUAGAGGAUCCGAACUUGCUGCAGAGGAUGCUGUGGCAUUGUUACUGAAACAUCAAAAAGGGCAUUAUUCAUUGGACAGCGAAGGAAAUGAAGAUAUGUCUAGCAGGCAACCAUCCAGCAAUGAUGUUAAAAAGCCUAAACGAGUUCUUGGCCCCGAGAAGCCGUCUUUUCUCAAUGCCAGCUCGGAUUAUGAAUCAUGGGUGCCUCCUGAAGGACAAUCUGGUGACGGACGGACCACAUUGAAUGAUCGUUACGGUUACUAAGAUUUACAGCUUUUGGUUGCCUGUCUGGAACUUAUAUUGGAAGCACAGAUUACCUAUAUAUGCUUGGAGACGCAUUUAGGAUUCAUAAGGAUCUCGCAAUAGCAUUGGAGGUUGCAGAGCCUAAAUUUUGGCUGAGCGGUUAUUCACUGGAAGGGGUCAUAAAGGUGCGGAGGACCACUAUUCUCAACCUGCCAAUGGGAAUUGAAAAUUGUGGUGCUCAUUCAUGGUUGUAAAAUGGAUGAAGAGUUGCCCCUAGCUUCGCAUGACGCUUUCUACACCAAGGAAUAGCAACGUGUACUGGUGCAGGCAGGUGGGUGGUACAAAGACAUGACAACUGAUAGUAGACAUGUAAUUUGGCAAGAAUUACUUAGUGUGGGUUGAGUUCACUGGAAUGAAGAAUUUGAUUACAUAUGCAACUUGAGAUGCCUAAGGCUAACCAGAUUGUUCGUUGUAAUCAGGAUGAGCUCAAGACAUACCAAGAUGACUGACAGUCCUGUUGCUAGACCUUCAAUGUACUCUAAACUGCAGUGUAUUCUGGAACAGGUCAUAGUGGUAAAAAAACUCAAAGCUGUGUUCUGAAGGAUUGGAAGUUUGCAGUGGCUGGUCAGUAC
Molecule: messenger RNA, 2985 nt
Organism: Rhodamnia argentea
Lineage: Eukaryota; Viridiplantae; Streptophyta; Magnoliopsida; Myrtales; Myrtaceae
Product: kanadaptin
Exons: 12
Coding region: 152-2374 (740 amino acids)
Molecular function (GO): mRNA binding; protein binding
Source: RefSeq, a predicted model, not a curated record